AUGUACAGAAGAGAACUCCUCGCCAAGUUUCGAACGGAGUUGGGGGAGGCGGCGGGGCCCGAAGAGGGCUUUGCGUUGCUGGGGCGUGUGCUGUCGGACUUCGACAGAAAAUGUGAAUGGAGCACCAGACAAAUUGUAGCAGCGAGGAGAAAGGAGAGACAGACAAAAGGCAAGACAGAAGAAGAAGCAGCAACAGCUAAGGCAGUUGUUGCAGAGAUUAGACAGGCGCUUGAACAUGAAGCAGUGAAAGAGAUUCGCGGGAUGCACCGACUACAGCUGGAAGCCCUCCGUAUGCUGUCUGCACGGCGUUUUGAGUUGCUGCUGCAGCAGCUGCUCUCCGGUAGGGCAGGCCCGCAGGAACAGCAGCGGCAGGAGCAGCAACAGCUUAACCUCUAUGAUAUCGCCAACCGUGUCUCUGACGCAGUGCUGCAGACUGCAAAUAAUUUGCAGCAGUUCAUUCGCGACCAUCAUCGAGCGAUGGGGCCCGAGGCGAUAAGAAAGCUUCUUAUAGAUGAACAAGAGAGAACACCGCAGCAGCAGCAGCAGCAAGGGCAGCAGCAGCAGGAAACUGUAGCUGCACGGGAUAUGUUGGAGGCCGUGGAGCGGCUUGCUGCUGACGAGCGUCGCCUGUUGCUGAAGUCUCUGCGGGAGAUUGCUUCCGCUGCACUACAGCACCAAGAGCUUCUGGAGCUCCAGCAGCAGCGCCAGUCAGGUUUGGGCCCCCUGCAACGUCUUCAAAGGAAGGCCGUCAAUAGGUUCUUAGCAACUGUUCCUGGACGGGCAGCGUUGGGUGGCCUGCGGCAACUGAGCAGCGCAGCUGCGGCGGCAGCAGCACCAGCAGCAGCUGCUGCAGCCCAUGCAGCACAGUUGCCGCUGAUACGCAUGCUGCUGCAGUCCCCCUUGAUGAAUUUGCUGCGUCAGAGGAAGCCAAUUGAUAUUUCCUUUCAUUAUCUAAGCCCAACGGCCUUCGGCCUCUCCCCUGUUCGGAAUACAGUGACGCUGAAUGAACCCUGGAAAGGCAAACUGCACGUGCAGCAGCUUGACAGCUGGACGGACACCGAACUCUUGCCGCAUGAGAGGCUGAAACCCUCCGCCGCUUCUGCAGCGGACCUUCGGCGACUGAAGGAGGCCCUUGCGAUGAAUCCCCCCAAAAGCAGAUGA
Molecule: messenger RNA, 1161 nt
Organism: Eimeria mitis
Lineage: Eukaryota; Apicomplexa; Conoidasida; Eucoccidiorida; Eimeriidae
Exons: 6
Coding region: 1-1161 (386 amino acids)
Source: RefSeq, a predicted model, not a curated record